AUGCUGUGGAAUCAUCAAAAUGUGAUGUUCGCGCGGAUCGGUUCGGCUGUGUUUUACGGGUUAUCUUCGUUCAUGAUCACGGUUGUAAAUAAGACGGUGUUGACGUCGUUUGAAUUUCCGUCGUUUCAAAUGCUUGGCAUAGGACAGAUGUUAGCUACCAUCGUGUUACUUUUCACUGCAAAAAAGUUGCGUUACGUAGAAUUUUCUAACCUGGAAACGGCAACGUGUGUGAAGAUAUGGCCAUUACCGAUCAUUUACAUCGGUAACAUGAUCUUUGGAUUAGGUGGUACGAAACAGCUCAGCCUUCCGAUGUUCACCGCCCUUAGGCGAUUUAGUAUCCUUAUGACGAUGAUCGCCGAAUAUUAUAUUCUCGGAGCAAAGGCGCGCAUCCCCAUUCAGCUGAGCGUUUACACGAUGAUUCUUGGGGCAGUGGUGGCGGCAUUAAACGAUCUUGCUUUCAAUUUGGAGGGCUAUCUGUUUAUCCUGUUAAACGAUUUGUUCACGGCCGCCAACGGUGUAUACAUGAAGAAGAAGCUGGACUCGAAGGAACUAGGAAAAUACGGACUGAUGUAUUAUAAUUCGUUAUUUAUGAUUGUCCCAGCGAUCGCUGUCUCCUGCUGGAUGGGAGACGCGCUUCCCGUCCUCGAGUUUCCACAUUGGAACAAUGUCUUCUUUCUUGUACAGUUUGGGCUUUCGUGCGUAAUGGGCUUUGUGCUGCACUAUAGCAUGAUUCUUUGUACACUUAACAAUUCUGCGUUGACCACAACCAUAAUUGGAUGUCUGAAAAACAUAUGCGUCACGUAUCUUGGAAUGAUCAUCGGUGGUGAUUACAUCUUUACGUGGCUGAAUUUCAUAGGACUGAAUUUAAGCGUAGUUGGCAGUUUGGUUUACACCUGGCUGACUUUUCGAAGGAGGGAAUCGACCGAACCAAAGUAUUCUCCGCUUUCCGACGUCCAAACGAUCAAAGAGCAAGCUGUAUAAACAAGCUGUGUAUAUACUCGUUCAACACUCGUACCACCACGCGUUCAUUGCCUUACCGC
Molecule: messenger RNA, 1040 nt
Organism: Habropoda laboriosa
Lineage: Eukaryota; Metazoa; Arthropoda; Insecta; Hymenoptera; Apidae
Product: UDP-sugar transporter UST74c
Exons: 1
Coding region: 1-981 (326 amino acids)
Cellular component (GO): Golgi apparatus
Molecular function (GO): GDP-fucose transmembrane transporter activity; antiporter activity
Source: RefSeq, a predicted model, not a curated record